Amphibalanus amphitrite is the source of this 1433-nucleotide messenger RNA. Its product is annotated as dehydrodolichyl diphosphate synthase complex subunit NUS1-like. Lineage: Eukaryota; Metazoa; Arthropoda; Thecostraca; Balanomorpha; Balanidae. The coding region runs from base 396 to 1229 and encodes 277 amino acids. Gene Ontology annotation, cellular component: endoplasmic reticulum membrane; dehydrodolichyl diphosphate synthase complex. The record is from RefSeq and is a predicted model, not a curated record. Gene Ontology annotation, molecular function: ditrans,polycis-polyprenyl diphosphate synthase [(2E,6E)-farnesyl diphosphate specific] activity. The transcript has 2 exons.
UUGUACGCAUGAAAUAGUACCCUUUUUUCGAGCCGAAAAUAACCUAUUUAUUGCAAUUUAUUGAUGUAUCAUGCCUGAAUUCCGAAAAGGUGCUCUUCGUAGCAUUGAAUACAGUCACUUGUGUAGUUGCAAAAGGUCACUGGCCAGUUUUGUGAUAUCUCUAGGCCAGCUAGGGAAAUGUCUAAAUGCUAUGUAAACAGGGUUAAUAAUGGUUGAGGAGAGACAAACGAUGACGAAAACAAGAGCGAGUGUGUUGUGUGCACUGAACUCUAUGUUGUGUGGGAAUGGGCCGAAAACUAAUUACUUAUAUUUGUGUUUUGACUGAAGAGCUGAUAUUUUUCCACUGGUAUUAGUGUACGAAUUGAGGUUCGGCAUCACAGUUCCGGCUUAUCAAAAUGGAUCACAGCUAUUCAGCAGCAGAGCUUGCUGAACCCAAACCAAACAGCAGGAUGAAGCAGUUGUUGUACAGCUUGCUGCUGAAGCUGCUACACCUGCUGUUCACCUGUGCAGAGCUGGUGUACGGGGCUGUGCAGAGGCUCAUGUGGCAAUUCUCUAGAGUUCCAGUCACCCCGCCACUGGCAGACAUCUGCGCCAAUGGGCGGCAGCUGGCGAAGCGGCCAGAACACCUGGGCGUCAUCUUAGUCGAGAAGGAUAUCUGCUGGCAAACGCUGGCCGACAUCAUCCUCUGGAGCACGGCCUACGGCAUCCACUACGUCAGCCUGUACGACCGCAGCGGGCGCGUGCGGGCCGGAGCGGAGCAGCAGCUGCGGCCGCACCUGGAGCGGCGCCGGCGGGCGCUGUUCGGCGCCGUGCCGUGCACGGUGUCGCUUGUGGAGGGCGGUGCCGAGCCGGGACCCACGGCGAACGGCCACUCCGGGGACGGAGGCGGCCAGUACCACGUCUCCGUGGCGCUGCUCUGGGAGCCGGACGGCGUCGGAGACAUGGUGGCCGCCGCGCGCCGGCUCUGCUCCGAGGUGGCGUCCGGCGCGCGGCGCGCCGACUCCAUCGACCGGCACAUGUUCGGCGAGCAGCUGCGCGCCGCCGCCGCCUGGCCCGACCCGGCGCUGGCCAUCAAACUGGGCCCAGUGCGCGCACUGCUCGGCUACCUGCCCUGGCAGCUGCGGCUGACGGAGGUACUGGACGCACCGCCGCGCCGGCCGCUCCUCUAUCGGGACUUCCACCGGCUGCUGACGGCGUACGGCGGCAUCCAGCAGCGGAUGGGCACCUGAGGCCGCCAGCGCCCCGUCCCGGUGCAUUCCACGGUCAGUUCCCUGCCGCGGCCGAUCGUUGCCACAGUGUCUCACUAGCUACAGCGUGGGUUUGUGAUCGAUUGUUAUGAUGGAGAUUGUUUAUGAGACCAGUGCCCGACAAGUGAUAAUUGGACCUGACGUUAUAGUUAGAAUGUCAAUACAUGAUUGGGCUUUUGUGAUGAA